Ixodes scapularis (black-legged tick) is the source of this 6137-nucleotide messenger RNA. Its product is annotated as transcription factor SOX-6. Gene Ontology annotation, biological process: cell fate commitment; regulation of transcription by RNA polymerase II. The transcript is spliced from 13 exons. Gene Ontology annotation, molecular function: DNA-binding transcription factor activity, RNA polymerase II-specific; RNA polymerase II cis-regulatory region sequence-specific DNA binding. The record is from RefSeq and is a predicted model, not a curated record. Gene Ontology annotation, cellular component: nucleus. The coding region runs from base 366 to 2717 and encodes 783 amino acids. NCBI's taxonomy places the organism in Eukaryota, Metazoa, Arthropoda, Arachnida, Ixodida, Ixodidae.
GGGGUGCUUGUUUCGUCCGCGCGCAUUGUGAGCGCGAGACAAAGUGUCGCAGGCGGCCCAUUCUCGGGAGCGCCGAUGCCCUCCGCUGCUGCAGCCGUCUCGCCCGUCGCCUCACGCCGCCGCUAGAAGAGGACGGCGCAUCCAUUCUCUGCCUCCGCUGCCUCCUCCGCCGCCGCCGGGUGACGCAGUGUGCUGUGUGUUUUGUGUGUUCUGCUCCGCUGCGGUGUCCGAGCGCCGGGCUCUGUUCUCCUCUCGCGGCGAGAACCUCCGUGGACGCGCGCUCGAGGACUCCGUUGUCGUCGCACCGUCCUGCUCUACGAGACCGCCUGCCAGCUGCCUCGUCGCUGUGAUCCUGGCGCGCUUCAAUGGUCAUUCUGAGCAUGUCGUCUAAGCGCAAGAGUCCGCCCACGAAACUGUCGACGGACGAGCUGCGGACCGAGGACUACCAGGAGGACGGCCACCAGGAUGACGAGGAGGACGAGGACGAAGACGACGACGACCAGCGGGCCCCGCUGCUGUCGCCGUCGCUGCGGGUCUCGGGGGACGGGGGCCUGCUUGGGUCGCUCAUGAGGCCCCCGGACACCCUGAUGGAGGAGGACGACGUCGAGGACGAGGACGUCGAGGACCGCGACGACGACGACGGCAGGUCGGACAGUCUCGGUUCCGACGCCCUCGCCCACAGCCCCAACGGGAGCGCCUGCCACCCUCGCGACCUGGGCUGUCCGGGCGGCCUGACGUCUCGGCACACGGACUCCGAGGACUCCGACGCGUACCCCGGUGGGCCCUGCUCGCCGUGCGCGCCCGCGUCGCUGCGUCCGACUCCGCCGCCGCUGGCGUCGGCGGCGUCCGAGGCUCCGCGGCCCAAGAAGUCCAUGGACGACGUGCUCAAGCGCCUCACCUCCAAGAUGCACUCGAGCGCCACGCUUGCCGAGGGACCCGCCAGGGCGCCCUUCGAACACAGGUCUCGCGGCAGUUCCGGCGCGGCGGAGAGCGAGCACCCGAGGCGUCGGACGUCGGGGCUCCAGCUGGAAGGGGACACCCUCCGCCUGGCGUUGUCCGGCGGCAGCUUGCGGGACAACGAGCGCCGCCUCACGGACAUGAUCAACCAGCUCCAGCAGCUCCGAGACCAACUCCUGGUCCAGCAGCGGCUCCAGAUGACUCAGCUGGAGCAAGAGGGCCUCGCCAACCAGCACCAGCAAGAGGAGUUGCGACGACAGCAAGAGCAGCUCCUCGAACAGCAGCAGAAGUUGCACGACCUGCAAGCCCGGCUGAGCGGCCAAUACUUGGCCGCCGCCUCCGUGUCCAAGGGCUUCCUACUGAUGCCCAUGCUGGAGGCGACUCUGCCCAGAGUACCGGCCAGGCCUGUCUCUUCGCCCACGGCUGCGCACACCCCGCCAACGGCCGCCAUGUCCCCGCUCCAGCCGUGGGUCUCUGGCGCCGGGCCGCUGCUGCCGCUGUCCGGAAGCCCGCUCACGCCCACGGUGCGGUUGGGGCCCGGUGGCCCGAGUCCCGCGUCCGUCGGGUCCGGGAACCGGACGCCAACCCCGAGCGCGGCGCCGGACCCGGCGCCCGACUCGGACACGCCCCUCAACCUCAGCAAACCCAGGGGCAGUUCCUCGGGCAGCACUGCCAGCAGCAUUAGUGGGAGCCCAACACCGGCGACGAUAAAGCACGAGCUACGGGAGUCGGAUCGUGGGUCGAUAUCUCCCCGGGGGUUCCAGCCAGGGAUCUCGCCUCAUUCAGCAGCAAGCCUGCUCAGUGCUACCGCAGCUAGUGCUCCGAUCUCGAUGGGCUCACCAUUUCUGUCGGCCGCGGCAGCGUAUCCCGGUCUCCCGCCUCAUUUGAGAGCACCGGCUAGCAUCCCAGUCUCCCUCUCCAGUCUCAUGGGACACCCAGGAAUACCCUCCUACACAGAGAGGUUGGCGAUUCUAGGUGGCCUGCUCUCGGGCAGCCUGGGGGCCAAGGAGAUGAGUCACCACAGCUCCCUGGUCGGGCAGGACAAGCCCUUCCCGCUCCACCUGUACCUGCCCCAGUCCACGGGUGCCCUGCCCAGGCCGCCAAACUCCUCGGCGUCGCGCAGGGACAACGACAGCUCCGCGUCCGAGACGGAAACGAAAGGAUCGGGCAAGAUAGCAGGUGCCAAGAUCAUCCGCCAGACGAAGAAGGACCCCGAUGGGAAGCCCCACAUCAAGCGGCCCAUGAACGCCUUCAUGGUCUGGGCCAAGGACGAGAGACGCAAGAUACUCAAGGCCUGUCCUGACAUGCACAACUCAAACAUCUCAAAGAUACUCGGGGCCCGGUGGAAGGCCAUGUCCAACUCGGAGAAGCAGCCAUACUACGAGGAGCAGUCUCGGCUGAGCAAGCUGCACAUGGAGAAGCACCCGGACUACCGGUACCGGCCCCGGCCCAAGCGCACCUGCAUCGUGGACGGCAAGAAGCUCCGCAUCUCCGAGUACAAGUCCCUCAUGAGGGCCCGAAGGUACCGCGAGGGCAGCCUGGGACUCCUAGACACCCCUCCGAGUCUCGUGAGCCCGACCAGCGUGGCGUCGCUGCUAGGGGCACCUUCUUCGGCGCCCUCGAUGUCUGCCGCGUCCAGCGCCGGCGACAUCCUCGGGUCGUUCUCGAGCAAACUCUCGCGGAUGCCGUCGUCUAACGGCGUCGGAGACUCCCACAGCAAACGGUCCUCGCUCUCGCCUGCCAGCUUCAUGGAGACUUGAGCCGCCGCGUGCGGACCCACCGGGCGACGUAACAACCCAGAAUCUCGUUUGACUCCGACCCCUGCCCUUCUGCCGCCCCCCUCUGCCCGACGACACGCGGCAGGACUUUGCGACGGACAUGAAGACUGAACUGGACGUGCGCAAGGACACCGGGGGGAGAGGGGGGCGUUGAAGACUAGGACGGACAGAAAAAGACAAACAAGUUGUUCUCUCUCUCCCAAGUGCAAUGUUUGUGUAUGCUCCUUCUCUCUCCCGCCUUUCCUCUUAUAGUUAUUUAAGAUUUUCGAAAGCUGCGGGGGUGGGGCGGUUUACAAGGCGCGUCCUUCCCUCGGCGGUCGCUGGACCCGCAAAAACCGCCCUCCUUUCCCCCCUUCGCAGAAGAGCGCGCGUACGCGACAGAAACGCGACAGCAGGCGCCCUUGCGUGCUUUUGUGACUCCGUGGGGGAGGGGCAUUCCCAAAAGAAAGACGCGAGGUUUGCGCGUGAUCUGAUGUCGAAGACGAUUAUGAUGAUGGGAUCACGGUGAGGGUGCAGCAACGGAAGGAAGAAUCACAUCGCCACCACCACCCUUUUUCUUUGUCGCGUUCCAUUCUCGUUUGUUCACGUUUUUAACUGCUGUUUUUUUUUUGUUCGUUUCACUGUUUUUCGUUGUUUUGUGACCGAGUCUUUUUGGACUUAUUUUUAUUGGCACUCGAUGCUGCUCUUUUUGAGCCACCUUUUUGGAGGCAGAGCGGCGGGUUUCCUGCCUGUGGACCCCGUUCCCCGCGUGAAGUCGUCGGUGGACGUGCGGUGUGACCCUGUGUGCAAGAAAUCUAUUCCUGCGGGGAAGAAAGAAGCAAGCCCCAGAGGCUCGCGUUUACGAUGUAGUCGUGCUGUGUCUUCGACCUCGCACCAAACGCACAUAAGGUCCCCCCCCCCCUUUUUUUUUCUUUGUCGUAAACAUGCUCAACCAUUGUAAACAUGAGAUCUAGUCUGUGAUGUUACAUUUGAAGGCAUGGCAUUAUUUUCGAUGUACAAUGACCCCACUUCAAAUGAGCCUGUUGUCGGGUCAGCUUCCUUCACUUCGCUAACAGUGUGUUCAAAGAGCCGCGGUCAUGUCUCUCGUUCCUCAUCUUCGUUCACUCCAAAAUACUUCCGUUCCUUCUCCGCAAAUACUUUGCGGCUGCCGAGGGCUCGGAACGACGACUGCGCUAUGCGGCGCAAUGCUUCGUCGUCCCUUGCAGCUUCGGGCAAUCUGAUUUCUGUACGGAGCCUGCCGACUUGACCUUGGAAGGUUUGCUGCUCUUUGCGACUUUGUUUCCUUACGGACAAGUGGACUUUACGAGUGCCGGACGCAUGCAUGUUUUUGUUUUUGUCCGGACGUAAAUGUCUCGCCUGUAAAAAAAAAUAAAAAGACAAAAGGAAACUGACUGAAAGGUUGACCUGCAUAUGUGCAACUUGCAUUCUUCCGAUUUCCCAUUGACAACCUCCCCAGCAGGGAAUCGCUGCGAGUGCGAUUAUGACUCAUAAGCAUAUUUAUCGUGCCCGUUUUUGUAAGAUACUGUCAUGACGUGUCUCCUCAUUGUUCUGUUUGUGUUGUUGACUACAUUUUUUUUUUUUCUUGUUUUACUUAAGCAUGUUCUACGACGGAAAUGCAUUGGGUUGCAUCCCGAGAAAUGUUUAGUGUGACCUUGACAAGUGGCAAACUUGGGACUUCGCAAAGGUCUGCUGAAGUUGUCGCCGACGCUUUCCUGCAUGACAUGGUUUCUCGACAGCCGGAAACUGCAAUCUGCAGCAGUUUGUUGGACAAAUGAUUAGCUGCAUUGUAUAUGUAUAUAUGAUAGCUCCCUUUUUUUUUAUGGCAAAUACAGUUAUCACUUUUGGAAAUCAAAAUUUAAGAAAUUUGUUUCAAACAAAGCUUUUAGGUGGACAGGAGCAAUUAAGAUUCCAUAGUUUUUAGUUCCAAAGCUUAUUCUUAUUCCUGCCUCUUGACACAAAGUCCACUUGAGUGCUGUACUAAACUUUGGAGCACUGCUUACCUGACAACUUCUGCAAUUAGUCAGCUAGCCAACAUGGGAAGUGAGCAGUAAUGCGCCUGAGGCCAUCUUAAAAUAUUUGGCAAACCUAAGAAACAUUUGAAUCGAUCGAGUAUGUAAUCUUCCCUUCCAAUUAACAAACUCAACUGUUCAAAAGCAGCAGUCCGAUACAGUACCAAACUUGUAUUACCACGAGAUUACCACCACACUCUCUGGCAACUGCAUUUGUCUCAUAUGGAGAAUGCUAUAGCUUGAGCCACUAGAAUAUCGACUUUAAUCCCCAACUUUCUUGUGGGUGCCAUCAUUUUCGGGAUUUUUUCUUGCGGGCACUGCCUUUCUGGGGCUUAGUGAAGAGCGGCACAAUUGGCAUCCGUGACAAUUAAAACAUUUGACUUCCUGGGCUUUAGACACUUUGUCAGGAAGCUCAAGCGAUAUUGCUUAGCUUCAUCGCCGACUGCAUUAACAUUUCUAGAGCACAAAAAAGCAUUUCCUGUGAUUUCAGAUAAAGCUUCAAACAACUGGCAACAAUGAUUUUAAGCACCAAGAUGGCUGAAGUGUUGCUACUCUGAAGCAUGGCUUAUUUAGUGGCUCUAGUUAUAGCAGAUGGUGGCAAUAAAAUAUACAAGAAAAGAAAAGAGAAAAUAAAGGUGCAAUUAAUAUUGUAAGAUCUGUAAAAAGUUACUAAAAGCCCUAACCAUACAUCACAAUUUCACUAUGCACACUUUUGGCACACGAGUGAAACGGGAGUCGUCUGCCGAAGCGCAGUUCGUGGAUUCACCCGAGCGGUAUUUGGUGACUGGCUUUCAAAUGGCAUCAGACGACAUGUCAUGGGGACAGCAAUGAUCUGAAAUUCUCUGCGCACAGAGAUAUAACUGAAUAGAUCUGCAUGACCUCGCUCACAGUCGCAAAAUCCUAGUCGUGACGCAAAUGCCAUGCAAGUUUUUGUAUUUUCGCCGGGAUCUUCCAUAUUCCACAGACCAUUUUUUUUUUCUUCUUUCCCCUUCAAGUUUGCAUGUUUUCUCUAACUGACCGGUGGAGUUGCGACACAAAGUAUUCUGUGGAAUCCUUCAUAUUUUUUUUUCUUGUUUCUGGAGCAGUAUUUAUUGCAAACGUUUUUUUUUCCUUCCUUGAUUACUGACUUGGCCAACACUUGUUGGCGUGAAUAUGAGGUUCUCUAGCAGUAGAAAAACAGUGACUUGUUAUUGUAUGUUAGAUUUUAAGACCUUUCAAGUAUGCCUGUCCAUCAACGGAAAACCCUGUGCACUCGAAGUCGACACUGAUCUAAAGAAAAAGAAACUUUCCGCCUCUUUUAGACUGCUCAGUGCCCUUCCUUGCGUGAGUGGUUUUAGCGCUGUUUACUAUGUGUACAUUAUAGACCAAUUAAAAUCGCAGACAAAACAGUGGA